This is a messenger RNA of Camellia sinensis, 1585 nucleotides long. The record is from RefSeq and is a predicted model, not a curated record. Lineage: Eukaryota; Viridiplantae; Streptophyta; Magnoliopsida; Ericales; Theaceae.
ACAUCAAAUGUACCACAGCCUCACCCAUUUCGCACACUUUUUUUUCUUUUCUUUACCAAAGCUCUCAACCAAACACAAGACACCUUUUUCUUCUUUCAAAUCCCUUCAAAAAUCACCAACCAAUCCCAAACAUUCCACACAAAAUCGUACUCCAUGAUCUCCACUAAUCACAACACCACCGUUUGUGGUGGUGUUUCAAAACCGCCAAAUAACUUCUCGCAGCUCUCUUCACUGUGAUACCGGAUGAUGGGGUUUUAGAGAGAAAAAAAAAACUUUGAUUUCAAGGGAUUGCAAAUGUUGUCGUUGUCAGUGAAACCUUCAUUCCUAUCACAAUCUUCUUCGUCAGUUCUCGUAUCAUGUCGAAGUAAUCGAUUGUGUUCUUCAAUCAGCUUUCCAAGAACGAUAAACAAUAGAGGAAGAUUCACUUUGAGAGCUCAUUCUUACAAUUCUUCUUCCCAGAACAACAACGAUAAUAACAAUUCUAAUGCCAGCAAUCACAAACCCCCUAACGGCACUCUGAAGAAGAGCAGGAGGGAAAUUCUAUUGGAAUAUGUCCAAAGCGUGCAGCCAGAGUUCAUGGAGUUGUUUGUGAAAAGGGCACCCCAGCAGGUAGUUGAUGCUAUGCGCCAAACGGUAGCAAAUAUGAUUGGAACACUACCCCCUCAAUUCUUUACAGUUACAGUAACCACUGUUGCAGAAAAUCUUGCACAGCUCAUGUAUAGUGUUUUGAUGACUGGAUAUAUGUUUAGAAAUGCACAAUAUCGGUUGGAAUUGCAACGAAGUUUGGAACAAGUUGCUCUUCCUGAGGUGCAAGAUAAGGAAGAUGUGCCAGAUUAUGCACCAGGUACACAAAAGAAAGUGUCGGGUGAAGUUAUUAGGUGGAAUAAUGUUUCUGGUCCUGAGAAGAUAGAUGCAGUGAAAUAUAUUGAGUUACUUGAAGCAGAAAUUGAGGAACUGCAUCAAGAAGUAGGAAGAAAAUCUGCAAAUGGACAGAAUGAAUUGCUGGAAUAUCUCAGGUCUCUUCAGCCCCAAAAUCUUAAGGAAUUAACAAGUAGUGCUGGGGAGGACGUUGUGCUGGCAAUGAACACGUUCAUAAAACGCCUCUUGGCUGUUACGGAUCCUGGACAAAUGAAGACGAGUGCAACAGAGACAAGUGCACCAGAACUUGCCAAACUGCUUUAUUGGCUGAUGGUAGUUGGGUACGGUAUUCGCAACAUUGAAGUUCGUUUUGAUAUGGAACGAGUACUUGGCACUCCGCCAAAGCUUGCCGAGUUACCUCCAGCCGAGAACAUUUAAGCAUCCAGUUAACAGCAAUUAAACAAAUCAACUAAUUGUAGCACUGAGAACUGUCAUCGGGGCUUAUAUUUCAAUGUUUGGUGUAGUUUUUAUUACAUCAUGUAAAAGCCCAAAUCUUGGAUGACCAAUUACUGAAGGAAGUAGACCACCUGUUUUUCUUUUUUCUUGUUUAGCAAAAGAGGAACCUGAAAAGACCACCUUUGAUGCGUGGUUAGUAAAUUAAACCAUCUCUGAAAUUUAUUGAGGACGUUUGAAAAUCUAAAAUAAUAAAACACUAGUGUCACAAGUA